Molecule: messenger RNA, 612 nt
Organism: Nematolebias whitei (Rio pearlfish)
Lineage: Eukaryota; Metazoa; Chordata; Actinopteri; Cyprinodontiformes; Rivulidae
Gene: aif1l
Product: allograft inflammatory factor 1-like
Exons: 6
Coding region: 147-593 (148 amino acids)
Biological process (GO): actin filament bundle assembly; ruffle assembly
Cellular component (GO): ruffle membrane; actin filament
Molecular function (GO): calcium ion binding; actin filament binding
Source: RefSeq, a predicted model, not a curated record
AUUGACGCAGGUGCGGAGCAACCAGUUAAACCUAGUUUAAAUAGGAGUAAUACCCUGGCGUACAGUAGCGGCAGCGGUUUGCUUUGGAUAGUUUCGCCUCUCUUGCCUUUUUUUCUGGAUUUUAAACCCCACAGAUAAUUUCCAGGAUGCCUUCCGGUCAAAAUGCACAAGGUGGGAAAGCCUUCGGGUUGUUGAAGGAGCAGCAAAGGCAAAGACUGGAGGAGAUAAACCAGGAAUACCUGGAGGACCAGAAAUACAGAGAUGAGGAGGGCCUUGCGGAAAAACUGGAAGGCUUGAAGAAUAAAUACGCUGAGUUUGACUUAAAUGAUGAAGGAGAGAUUGAUAUGAUGGGAAUGAAGCGGAUGAUGGAGAAGUUGGGGGUGCCCAAGACGCAUUUGGAGUUAAAGAAAAUGAUGGUUGAGGUGACCGGCGACAGCAGCAACACUAUCAACUACAGAGACUUUGUCAAAAUGAUGCUGGGCAAGCGCUCCGCUGUGCUCAAACUAGUUUUAAUUUUUGAAGAUAAAGCCAACGGCACCCCCUGCAAGCCAGAUGGACCUCCUCCGAAGCGGGACAUUGCCAGCCUGCCUUAAGCUUCAGCACCAGUCUCCA